AGGCGAGAAGCUGCUGCUGCCGAGUGCCACCGGCAUUGUCUACCGCAUGUCGACCUUUAGACCUGAUUUGAAGAUAAUUUGUUAACGAAACGUAGAUAAUUUCAGCACGAUCAUCGUCCGUUGGUUCUUCGGAUGCGCUUCUUUCUUCUCUCAAGAGUGACCAUCACGUUGAAAUAUCCCUUUCAGAUCAUUUGUCACUUAGGACAAUUCUAGGUGUUAAGGAGUAUACGCAUACAGUAGCUGAAAAUAGACCCUCGAGGUUUACUUGUUAGCAAUAAGUUCUUAUUAUUUUUGGGGUCUCGAUAAGUUAACAUAUCAUGGUUACACCACUUGGUAAAAUGGUAUCUGAUCGACGCUGGAGUUGAGGGAGGAUGGAUCUCCGUGUGUCGAACAGUGAGGCAAACGAUCGGUUUCCUUUUUAUUUGAAAUUUGAGAUAAAAAAUUGUUAUCUAUUGUUAAAAAGUCGUAGUUAAUGUGGUGGUAAAACGAUUACCCAAUGUGAUUAUGUAAUGAAAGAUACGAUCUGGCUAGUGCUGUAAGGUAUACAAGUAUGCUCAAAGGUGCCAAAAUGACGAUGCAAAGAUGUAUUCUGCUGUUCUCACUAGAUCGGCAUAGGUACAGACUCACACCACAAUCACAACCACGAUGCUAUGUGUUUCUGAGAGUGAUUAAGCAAGAAAACGCUUUUGAUUAUGAGAAUCCCUUUCGAUGAGAGAUUACAAUGGAAAUAUGUAAUAUAUAACCCAGUAGAAUGUGUGAUAUUUAUAUACAAGAAACGACAAAAACAAACCUCAUGGCACCACUCUCACUCCCUCUGAAGAGGAGAUGCGAUUAAUAUUUGUUAUUGUUGUUGUUUUAACAGAAUUAUAGAAUCAAUUAACGCUGAAUUGAAUCAAAAUAAGGCAGGGCCACACUGGCAACUGAAAUGUUUUUAAGUUUUCGACAGAUGCUCUGGUGCAGUCUAUGAAGAAGCCGUACAGUAGUGAGCGGAAAUAGAUCCAAAGUGUGUGCAGCAAUGUGUGAUGCAGCGAAGAUAGUCUUGUUGAACGAAGAGUCUAUCGAGAUACUGGAACGGAGCUGCUCUUCCAUGAUGCUGGAAUACCUUGCGCGAGAAGAGCACACGCAGCAAAAACAUCUGCUGAUGACCAGCGGGGAACUUUCGUCAACAGUUUCCGUUACCUUCGACAGUACUUUAGACGAGGACUAUCUCAAUUCAGAGCUACUGAGCAGGAGAACAACUGUAGAGGGGGCAGAUCAUGCUAUGCUUGAAACCAGUGCAAUCGUAGGGAAUAAACCGUUCAAUCACUCGCGGCGGUACACAUGCCCGAAGUGUGGCAAAGUUUACUCGCAGUCCCGUAACCUUCGACGCCAUUGUCGUUUGGAGUGCGGACAGGAGCCAGCCUACACCUGUGAGAUCUGUAGUAAACGCUUUAAGCGCAACAACCAAUUACAGCGUCACAUUCGAUUGCUCCACCCUUGAUAGACCUGUGUGUCUUUGCAAGGUAGCCUUUUCUGUCUUUUGAAAGUAUAAAAUUCUGGUUCUUUUGCGGCGCCAAUUAUUUGAUAGUGUCUGGUGUUGUUGUAUGCGUCGGCGGGGUAUAGUGAGCCCGGCACGAGAAUCAACCGUUAGACAGUGACUGACAAUGUUUGAUGGGUGUUCGUUCUGGUGCUUUG
Anopheles aquasalis is the source of this 1674-nucleotide messenger RNA. RefSeq names its product zinc finger protein 600-like. Gene Ontology annotation, molecular function: DNA-binding transcription factor activity, RNA polymerase II-specific; RNA polymerase II cis-regulatory region sequence-specific DNA binding. Gene Ontology annotation, biological process: regulation of transcription by RNA polymerase II. Lineage: Eukaryota; Metazoa; Arthropoda; Insecta; Diptera; Culicidae. The record is from RefSeq and is a predicted model, not a curated record.